Molecule: messenger RNA, 355 nt
Organism: Catharus ustulatus (Swainson's thrush)
Lineage: Eukaryota; Metazoa; Chordata; Aves; Passeriformes; Turdidae
Product: feather beta keratin-like
Exons: 1
Coding region: 2-355 (117 amino acids)
Cellular component (GO): intermediate filament
Molecular function (GO): structural constituent of cytoskeleton
Source: RefSeq, a predicted model, not a curated record
CAUGGCCUGCUACGACAGCUGCCGUCCCUGCGGACCCACCCCGCUGGCCAACAGCUGCAACGAGCCCUGUGCCCUGCAAUGCCAGGACUCUCGUGUCAUCAUCAACCCUUCCCCUGUGCUGGUCACCCUGCCAGGACCCAUCAUGACCUCCUUCCCCCAGAACACCGCCGUUGGAUCCACCUCCUCGGCUGCCGUGGGCACUGAGCUCAGUGUGCAGGGACAGCCCAUCUCUGGUGGCUUUGGUGGCUUUGGCUACGGCCUUGGCUAUGGCCGUGGAUUUGGCUAUGGGCUGGGCUGUGGUUAUGGGCUGGGAGGCCUGGGUUGCUAUGGCAGAAGGGGCGGCUACAUCUGCUAA